CGUGACGGUCUGCCGUCUGUGAAAUAAUGCAAUAAUGUUUAUCAAUAGAUGUCGCAGUACAACUAUAACUGCUUUGCGUUUUACUCAAGGUUUAGUGGUAAACCGACAGCUAAGAAAAAUGGGUAAUUCUGAAUCGAGAUCAUAUUCUCCAAAUCAACAAUGUUCCUCAUCUAAAAAUGAUUCACAUGGUAUCAUAUCGCGCACUGACUCGCAAGUUGAGUAUGUGGAGGCGAUAGUAUGCCAAUCAACAGAUUUGAAGGAAAAUGAAAUGAAAGUGUUUGACAUAGCUGAACAUGGUAAAGUGCUUCUUGUUAAACAAAAAGGAGAAUUUAGUGCAGUAGGUCCUAAGUGUACCCACUAUGGUGCCCCAUUGAAUACUGGAGCCCUUGGUGAUGGAAGAGUGAGAUGUCCGUGGCAUGGUGCAUGUUUCAAUUUGAAAACUGGUGAUAUAGAAGAUUUCCCUGGAUUUGAUUCACUACCUUGUCAUCAAGUUACUGUUACAGACAAAGGAGAAGUAAAGGUACGAGCGAAAUUAGCCGAUCUGAAAUCCAACAAACGAGUGAAAGAAAUAGGAAUAGCAUCACCAUGCGACAGUACUGCGGUUGUUGUUGUGGGAGGUGGUCCAUCUGGCGCCACCUGUGUUGAAACACUAAGAAGUGAAGGUUUUAAGGGCCGUAUCACCCUUGUCUGCAAAGAAAAAUACCUCCCAUAUGAUAGGGUCAAAGUUUCAAAGAUUGGCACUGCUACAGAUAUUGAGAAACUACAGGCAAGAAAUCAACAGUACUACGAAGAAGCCAAUAUUGAAGUCCUCAAGGGAGUAGAAGCUACGAAAGUUAACACGGAAGAAAGAAUGGUUGAGCUCAGCGACGGAAGUAAACUUACCUAUAGUGCUCUGUAUUUAGCGACUGGAUCUAAACCACGAGUUCCUAUCAUUCCUGGCAUUGAGUUAAGCAAUAUAUUCACGGUCCGUAAUUUCGACGAUGCUAUGAACAUUCUCAAUCAAUUAGGGUCAGAUAAGGAGAAAGACGUUGUGGUACUGGGCUUAAGUUUCAUAGGUUUAGAAGUCGCGUCCUCUUGCGUUUCCAAGGCCAAGUCGAUGACUGUUAUUGGCAAGGAUACAGCACCACUAGGUCAAAUAUUUGGUACAGACAUAGGCAAAAGCUUACAAACUCUAUUCGAAAAUAAUAAUGUAAAGUUUCAUUUUAAAACAACAGUUGUGAAAUGUAAUGGCGAAAAUGGAGUUCUGAAAUCUGUAGAACUUGAAAAUGGGGAAAUAUUACCAGCAGAUAUGUUGGUUUUGGGAAUAGGCACAACAUAUUACACAGAUUUUAUUAAGGACAGUGGUAUUAACUUAUUACCCAAUGGUGCUGUCAUUGUCAAUGAUAAACUUGAGACUAACAUAAAAAAUGUUUAUGCGGGUGGCGACAUAGCUCACGCUCCCGUUUUCGCCAAUAAUAAUGAUCAGAUGUCCAUUGGGCAUAUUGGUUUGUCUCAAUACCAUGGUCUAGUGGCAGCCAAAAACAUAUUAAAAAGGGAAACACCUUUGCAUACUGUUCCCUAUUUCUGGACAAUGCUUUUUGGAAAAUCAAUUAGAUAUGCUGGUUGUGGAAGACCAGUUAGUUCUUUAAUAGAAGGCAAUGUUGCAGAGCUUAAAUUUGUUAUAUUCUUUUUUGAUAAGUCGGAUAAGGUUAUAUCUGUUGCGUCUUGCAUGAGGGAUCCAGUAGUGUCGCAAUUUGCUGAGUUACUUCAUCAAGGUAAAUCUAUUUACAAGAAAGACCUUGAAAGUGAUUCCUUUGCUUGGACCACAACUAUUAACUAGUUAUGUUUAAGAUACAAUAGUUAGUAAAACAUGUCAGUAUUGUGUAAACAAAUUUCAAUUUUAUACAGAGAAUGGAUUUUUUUAUAAAUGCUUUAGUUUAACUUGCUUUUUAAAGUUGAACUGUGUACUUAAAAAUCAAAGAUCUGUUCUGCAAUAGACAUUAUAUUAACUAAAUAGAAAUAAAGCAUUAUCAAUGCUAAUAAAUUAACUGCAUAUUAGGUUUGUAUAGUACAAAAUAUUUACUUUAUAUGAAAAAUUGUAUUAAAAACAAUCUGUGAUUUAUGAAAUACCGCCUUUGUGCAAACUACAAAAUUAUAAACUUUUUGUAUUUGGCACAAAUUGUUUGUGCUGAGUAAGAAAAACAUAAUUGAUAUUUUGGUUACUAAUAAUUAAAGGUUUUUUAGACCUUAGUUUUAGUUGAAAAAGUUA
Messenger RNA from Pieris napi, 2248 nucleotides. Its product is annotated as apoptosis-inducing factor 3. NCBI's taxonomy places the organism in Eukaryota, Metazoa, Arthropoda, Insecta, Lepidoptera, Pieridae. Gene Ontology annotation, cellular component: cytoplasm. The record is from RefSeq and is a predicted model, not a curated record. Bases 35 to 1819 code for a protein of 594 amino acids. Gene Ontology annotation, molecular function: flavin adenine dinucleotide binding; 2 iron, 2 sulfur cluster binding; oxidoreductase activity, acting on NAD(P)H. The transcript has 4 exons.